UGAUUAUUUUUAAUUUAUUUCGGGAAAACAACCAGGAAGAGAGAAAAACAACACUUUAGGAACCAUUGGAAAAUUAGCGAAUCCAUCACAGAGAACCAUUACAUGACACUCACUGCGUAGCGUGUGGCGCACCAUCGAGGCAUUCUGCAGCAUAAUUUCCCACCUGUGUGGUCCCGUACGCCUUCCACACCAGCAGUGAUAGCGCGCUAGACACCACACCUAACCAGGGAUGGGGUUUUCACUGAAGCUCAAAACCAAAUCGGGCCAGCAGCAUAUUGUGAGCAAGCUGGCGGAAACGACGACCGUCGGUGACCUGAAGACGCGGAUCGUCGAGCUGACCAACAUUCCGGGCGACGCGCUGCACGUCGUGCUUGGAUUUCCCCCGUUCAAACCGCUCGACCUGUCGAACGAAGCGAACCAGGUGCUCGCGUCGGGCAUCAGCAAUGGCGAUACGCUGAUCGUAGAGGAAAAGUCGCUGACCGAGGAGGAGCGCAAGCAGCUGGAAGCGACGAAGCGGCUGGAGCAGGACGAGAAGCUGGCAAAGGAGCUGGCGGCCCAGGGCACGGACAGUGGCGGUAUACUGCUGAAGUGCGUCGUACCGUCCGAUAACUCUUGCCUGUUCACGAGCAUAGGGUACGUUAUCACGGGAAAGGUUGACCCGGACGGUGCUCAGUACAUGAGGCAGAUAAUCGCCAGCACAGUGAACGGCGACAAGCACGAGUACAACGAGGGAAUCCUCGGACGGCCGAAUGAUGAAUACUGUGCCUGGAUACUGCAGCCCGAAUCGUGGGGCGGUGCGAUCGAAGUGUCCAUCCUGUCUGCGUACUACGGGCUCGAGUUUGACGUGGUCGAUAUCACGAAUGCCAUCAUCAACCGGUUCGGCGAGGACAAGAACUAUGGCAUGCGCGGGUUCCUGCUGUUCGACGGCAUUCACUACGACCCUCUGUACCUGGAAUCAACGAACGGUGACGCACCAAAGACGAUCUUCCCAAUCGAAGACCAAUCGGUGUACCAGCAGGCGGAACAGCUAGCCAAGGAAGCCAAAUCUGCCCGCCAGUACACGGACGUGAACAAGUUCACCCUCAAGUGCAUAGACUGCGACUGCUUCCUCAAGGGCCAGGUGGAGGCGCAACAGCACGCGCAAAAGACGGGCCACGUUAACUUUGGCGAGGUUUAACCGGGGGGGAUGCUUCAAUCGCCUUUUGUAGCUUCUCUUCCCAAAUUGUGACACAAAUCUUCGCUCUAGGUUUUCCCCAACAGGUUGGUGCAAUUGUGUAUGUCUGGUUUUCGGAAUAGUAGCAUUGAUUUUAUCACUCCCCUUUCCCGUUUCGAAGUGUACUCGUCGCGUUACGGGCGCAAACACACACACACACGUAUCCACUCAGGUUUGGAAAAUGCUCUACUUCUUUUUUAGCCCCAUUUUGUUUGUGUAUUUAUGUUAAAUAACCGCGUGAAUAAACAUCGUGCAUCAGUUCGCAGCAGCUUG
Molecule: messenger RNA, 1486 nt
Organism: Anopheles merus
Lineage: Eukaryota; Metazoa; Arthropoda; Insecta; Diptera; Culicidae
Gene: Yod1
Product: ubiquitin thioesterase OTU1
Exons: 3
Coding region: 230-1177 (315 amino acids)
Biological process (GO): endoplasmic reticulum unfolded protein response; protein deubiquitination
Cellular component (GO): nucleus; cytosol
Molecular function (GO): cysteine-type deubiquitinase activity
Source: RefSeq, a predicted model, not a curated record